Thrips palmi is the source of this 4882-nucleotide messenger RNA. RefSeq names its product TBC1 domain family member 23 (gene TBC1D23). The record is from RefSeq and is a predicted model, not a curated record. The transcript is spliced from 12 exons. Gene Ontology annotation, cellular component: trans-Golgi network. Gene Ontology annotation, biological process: retrograde transport, endosome to Golgi. The coding region runs from base 261 to 2420 and encodes 719 amino acids. NCBI's taxonomy places the organism in Eukaryota, Metazoa, Arthropoda, Insecta, Thysanoptera, Thripidae.
GGCGAGCCAGUGCUGCCAACUAUUGGCGGGGAGAUUCGGACUUUGAAAUUUUGAUUUACUUCCAUUUGUAUCAGGAUAGAGCCGCGCUUUAAACACCUCUUUUCGGUCUUAAAUAUUCUUAUUUCAUAGAAAAACGUGAGGGGGAAUAGUUUUAUGCAUUUCUUUAUCGCUAAUAAGUAUGUUUACGUUCUGCAGUUUCCAGCUGAUAUUUGUGAACCACGACCAUUUUGCGUUUUUGACUGCUUUAUCGUGUGAUCGAAAUGGCAAAAUCUAGUGAUGAUGAACAAGAAUGGAUGGAUGACUUGGAGGCUUCAUUACUUAUGAUCGAUGCCCAAACAUCUAGUGAUGUUCUACGAAUAUGUAAAGGCAAGCCUAUUAAUGAAAGCCUUAGACCUCUUGCGUGGCAAAAAUGUUUGGAUGUCAGCCACAGUUCAUAUAAUGCACCCUUAAGUGAGAUUUUUGACUUACCAGAGCAAAAGCUUCUCCGUCAUGAUUGUCAACAGUUUGUUGCAAAACUUGGCAAUGAAGAUGAGGACAAAGUGUCUGUUAUGUCAGACCUUGAAACUAUACUUACAACAUACCGUAAAAUUCGUAAUAUUAACUACGAGAGUGGCAAUGGAUGGCUUGAACUAUUAUUACCUUUGCUGGCACUCAAGAAACCUCAAAAUGAAACUUAUGCCUUGUUUACUGCCUUGAGGACUCAGUACAUACCAAAUGGAUGUGCUCACAAAAGUGGCGAUCCAUUUCAUCUUUUUAGAUUGUUAUUACUUUAUCAUGAUCCUGAGCUCUGCUCAUUUUUAGACACAAAAAAAAUUACACCUGAUUUAUACUGUAGAUCAUGGUUUCAGACAUUAUUUGCAGCAAAUUGCAAUUUAACUGUGGUGCAAGCUAUGUGGGAUGUCUACUUUCAACAGUCUGAACCAUUUUAUUUGUUCUUCUUGUCUCUGGUGAUGAUUAUAAAUGCCAAGGAACAAAUAAUGGGCUUGGAAACUGGCAGCAGAGAUGAAUUGGUAGAAAUGUUGACUAACAUGCCCAGCCAACUUGAACAUGAUGAUGUUCCAGACUUUUGCGGCUUAGCUCAUUAUUAUGGACUAAAAACCCCUUCAUCUUUUCGCAAAGAUCUUCGCUACAAAAUGUUUGGAGAUGAAGGAUUUCACAACUUUAUGCACGAGGGUAUUAAAAAUAGUUCAAGCUCCAUGACCCUUACAUCACCAAUGGAUGAAAAAGACCCUUCUUUGCCUCAAGGCAUAUCUCAAGCCUUGUGCCUUCCAGUUUGUGCUGCUGAAUUAGUAGACUCUGUUUCGUCCUCUGCAUCAGGGGCUCCAUUAACCAACCAAGAAAAUGAACUUAUUGUAGAGACUGUACGGUUCUUUCUAGUAGACUGUCGUCCAGCAGAGCAGUACAAUUCUGGACAUUUACCAACAGCUUUUCAUCUGGAUUCUAAUUUGAUGCUCCAGGAGCCUGCAGCCUUUGCCACUGCAGUGCAAGGGUUGUUAACAGCCCGGAGACAAGCGCAAGCUGCUGGCUCUGCUGCUGCAGGAGACCAUUUAUGUUUCUUAGGAUCAGGUCGCAAUGAGGAGGAUCAAUACACCCACAUGGUUGUCUCUUCCUUCUUACAAAAACACACUCUUCAUGUCAGCAUGUUGACCGGUGGCUUUGAAGCCAUUCAUGAAUAUUUAGGUGAAACUUUAAGCGAAAAUCUUGAACACCAUAAUCUUAGUAGUUGUUUGGUCUGCAAGUCAAAUUCGACUUCUCAGAUAGAGUCACCUCCAGCUCAAACACCAACUGUGGACAUCUUUAGCAAACUCAGUGCUGCAGUAUCAAAAUUAAAAACAUCAGAAGUGAAAGGAAAAUUGCUAGAUUACAUAGUCAACCCAUCAGGAAGCUCUGCAAAACCACCAGUUGAAAGACAUGUCCGAGCAAAUGACAAAUUGGGCCGCCGUUACCGAAAUGUUGCUCCUGUCUUCAGUAUUGAUGAUGAUCAAGAAUUUGAUUCAAGCAAUGUCCCCGCUAAUGAUGAUGAGGCUACUGAUGAAGAGAGCAAGCGUGAAAUUGUUAAUAUUAAUCAAUGGAGCAAAGAAAACAAUGUGACAGCCACAUUCCCAUGUCAGGAAUUUAAAGUUAACAACAUGUUCUUUGACAGUAUCUUAGCACUAUCCGAAUCAUUCAUGUAUGUGCUGCGGCUGGUUCCUGGACGUAAGGGCCAUGCUCAAGUUGUAGCCAGAAGGUCCCUCUCAUCAGUUGUGAAAAUAACAUCUCGGAGAAAGCACCCAAAUAUGAUAACAUUCAAGUAUGGUGUAUCCCAGGAUGAUGACCUUGUCAUAUCGGAUAUGGACAGGUUAUUGAUUCCUAACUCAACUGAAGCCAUGAAAACUGUGACCAAGCAAAUAGUGAACUUCUUGAAAACUCAAGACGAGUAGUGCAUAUUUUCUGUGGAUUCUAGCUCUUCCAACCCUUGUAAAGGCUGAAAAAAUAAUUUUAUCUGCAGACCUUUUCUUUUCCAAUUAUAAGUUAAUAUCAGGAAUGUCUUACGGAAACUUAAAUCCACCCUUUAGUUGGAGUUCAUUCAUAGUCAUAUUAUUCACUUUCAUUUCCCACUUUAACAAAAUGAAGCUACUUCAAAGUACAUUUCCUUCUAAAUAUUGUAUUUAUUUCAAAACUGCUGGAAUUUUUUUUAAUCUUGCCGUAUGUUGACCAGUAAUGAAAGAAUUUGAGCCAUGAGGUACAGCAUGUCAACACAUCAGAAGUAUGAAACCAACUCUUCAUUUUUCCUGCUAAGCUGGCUGUGUAUUAUUUGUUUAAUCACGGUUAUGUAUUCAAAUUUCAUAGAAAUUAGCGAGAGUGUUUGGUCUUUACCCGAACAUUUUGUCAUUGGCUAUUCCUGUUCUCAUGUCAUACAUACCUCUCAAUAAUGUUAAGAUUUUUUUUCAUGUCAUUUUUCUUUCUCAUCACACUUAGCCAUAUCCUAGGGCUGUUCAAUGAAAUUUUAUUUCAAGGCCUUGUUUGGAAUACUUGGUAUUAUUGUUGUAGGUAAUGUCUUGCAAUUGGAUUGAUGGACGUUCUCCUCUUCUUUUUCUUUCAUCUUUUCUUACUAUAAUUGUGAAUCUGUAAACAUAACUGUUUUUCUUGCCUGUUACAAGUUUGUUUCAGAAUUUGUUAUUUGUUUUUAAAAAAAGCGCAAGACUGGCUGACACUGAUUCUAAGCUAGCUGUUUGAAGCCCAAUGAUGAAUGUUAAUGUUUCAUGGUAAAUAUGUAUUACAACAGGGCUUCUCUGCAGAUUGAUGACUGACGUAUGUGUGUCCAUUGUUGAAAGUUUUACAAGGUUUUGCUAUCCAUUGUUAAAAAAAUUAGAGAUAGAUUGUUCUUCAAUUCAUCUUUUUGAUUUUAAAGAGAUGUAUGAUUGUUGAAAAGAAAAAAUCCAUAGCUGUAGUGGGUAUACAGUUGUAUGUAUUCCUUAAGAAACAUGCAACUAAUAUAUUUUCCUAUGACGCACUUAAUCUCCCAUUUGGCAGGCUGUGGUCUUCUGUUGAACCAACUCCACAGUGAGUCAACAUUCUUGAAUGAAUUAGCCAUUUUCAUCAGGCCUUCUCUUCACAAAUGUUGUGUUAUCAACUAGUUCAUUCGUUAGACUGAACAUUGUAGUGCUUCUUUCGCCAGUGAUACCCCACCAGUAUCAGCACUCAGGGGCUUUAAUUUACCAAUGGAUGCUUUUGCUGUGGAAGCCCUUUACUGCUAUACAAAUAUUUCUUCUAUUCCCUGUCUCUGGUCUUGAACUUAAGCAAGAAAGUGACUAGCUGUCAAACUAAUAUUAAUUGUAAGAUUAAAGAGUAUUAAUAUGUAGAAAUAUUAUUAAUUAAUAUUAUUAUUGCUAUUUAUUUUAGUUAUCGGAAUGAAUUCUUAUGUAUUUGUUGGACACAUGAGUUAACCAUGUGUGUUUAUAGUUUUCCUUUUUAUGAGAUGACCCAUCACAGUUUUUGAAAGUUUUUCAUCGAAUUUUAAGAAAUAAAAACAUCAACAUAGGACACCCUCUCCAUUUCCUAGGUCCAGUUCUAUAUUAGGUGUGUAACAUCUUGCCUUGAAGAUUCGCAUUUACAUGUUCUAUUCACACAGAUUUUGUCCUGGUGCUUCUUCCAGCCUAUCACUAUUGUUGCCAAGCACCUCUGCUAAAUCAAAAUGUUAACUCUAUGCCGCCCAUGCACUUAAAGAUAUACCUGUCUGCAACUCUUAGUCUAUAGUGCAACUGUUAUUUUGUAUUUUGUGCCAGGUAUUUGAUUGAAUGAGGUAACUGCGACCUUUUACAUUUUUGUUUGUUUUGUCUAUAAAUUAUUUCAAACCUGUUCAAUUAAUUUUUCUCUGGUACUGGAACAAUCUAAAUGCCAGAGUUGUUUUUAAAAUCACUUAAUGUUCUGUUAUGUUGAUUUCUGCAUAGCAAUGGGGAAUGACUGAUGCUUUGACUAUGCACUGCACUGGCCGGAAAUGUUUUAUGCAGGCAUUCAUUGUUUCCAAUUUGUUUGCUUUUACCAAAGAGUAUUGGGAUCCCUCGUCAUUAUCAGCGGUUUCUGUUACAAUCGCGUUUCUAUCUCCUUCCCAAUCUCCCCCCCCCCCCCCGCUUGAUUCGAAAGUAAUGAAUUCGGUGGAUUUCCCCCCGCCGAGAAGGCAGUCUGACUUGGCCAUUGUCUGGCAACACUCUCAUUUAUGUCCUGUCUUUGUACUUUGUACCUCGUUUGUUUCACAGUGAACGUUUUCCUGUAAUCGCGGCUCGUGACUCAUGUUUAUGGCACAGCAGCGUGCUCGUGGUGGAGCACAUGGCUGGCCAAAUCCAUUUGUUUUGCCGGGUGUGUUGUUUUGUAUAGCAUUUACCUGAAUAAAUGUGUAAUUGUU